Messenger RNA from Gavialis gangeticus (Gharial), 1742 nucleotides. It is a transcript of the gene TEX264, whose product is annotated as testis expressed 264. The record is from RefSeq and is a predicted model, not a curated record. Gene Ontology annotation, cellular component: replication fork; endoplasmic reticulum membrane; nucleus. The coding region runs from base 202 to 1176 and encodes 324 amino acids. Lineage: Eukaryota; Metazoa; Chordata; Crocodylia; Gavialidae. Gene Ontology annotation, biological process: reticulophagy; protein-DNA covalent cross-linking repair. The transcript has 6 exons.
GGAGGCAGAGGCGGUUGUGAACGCGAGUCGCGAUGCUUGAAUGCGCCUUGAUCGCGGACCCCGGUUCCUGCUGAAGUUACUAAACAGCCUCUCUCCUGCUGUUGAGAAGUGGAUCAAAAGUCUGCAGCAGAGACCAUGAGCUACUGCUAGACUGUACCUCUGACUUCCAGUUUGAAAGGGGGGUUUGAGGCGCCAGGCACCAUGGCAGACUGGGUGGUCCUCGGACUGAUUGCAGUUCUCGUGCUGUUGCUGUUGCUGACUGUCUUUGGCUUCAUGGUCUACUCGGGACUCUUCACGGAAGUAGUUGUUAGUGCUGGCACGCCGCCCAUCCGCAGCAUCACUUUAGCGUACAAGUUCCGAGUGGGACCCUAUGGCGAGAGUGGACAGCUGUUUACAGAAAGCUGCAGCAUCUCUCCGAAGCUCUGCUCCAUCUCUGUCUACUACGACAAUCCUAUCACGGUGCUGCCUGAGAAAUGCCGCUAUGCUGUGGGGCGCAUCCUGAGUGAGGGUGAGGAGAAGCCAUCAGAGGAGAUGAUCCAGCUCUUCCAGAAGUUUGGCUUCAAGAUCUUUUCCUUUCCAGCUCCCAGCCAUGUGGUCAUGGCCACCUUCCCAUUCACCACACCCUUGUCUAUCCACCUGGCAGUGAAUCGGGUUCACCCAGCUCUUGACACUUAUAUCAAGGAGAGGAAGCUGUGUGCCUAUCCCAGGCUGGAGAUCUACAAAGGAGACCAAAUACAUUUUUUGUGUCCCCUUGCCCGCCAAUGGGACUUCUACGUGCCUGAAAUGAAAGAGAUUGAGAGGAAGAGCCGAGCAGCAGUUGCCGAGGCUGAAGAUGCCCAGACAGACAUCACAGGGGCUGACACCCUGAGUGAGACGAGUUCCAUCAGCCUGGAGGCGACAACUGACAGCCGCGAGACCUCCGUGGCCACCUCCAUCCUGUCACCAUUCACAGCUGGCCACGGCCGGGAUGAGACAGACAAUCGCAGCGAGCACAGCUACAGUGAGUCGGGGGCCAGCGGCUCCUCCUUUGAGGAGCUGGACCUGGAAGUCAGUGGGGAUGGCGAUAGCUCAGCAGCGCUACCUUCUGAACUGAGCUACACAGAGGACCAGGAGAGCAUGAAGACCAAGUGGACCAAGGAGCCUAUUGCCUUGGAGAAGGAGAGGGGAGAAGAAUAAAGCAGAGUCCUUCCAGCUUCCUUGCCUUUAGUAGGGAUUGUAAUCACAGAGAACUGAUUGCCUGUCCUGUUUUCUUUCUCUCCAACCAAGAGAUUUCAGUCACUGAUUCUUAUUGAGACCUGCUCCCUGCUCUCUGCAGAUGGGCACUUUGAGUGGUAGAGAGAAGGACGGUUAUACCAAGGGGAAUUGUUGCUGGGAGCUGUUCUGCAGUAGCCAUUCACCAGCAUAUGUAUUAUAGCAGAGAGCUGGGGGGCGGAGGUGCAGUCUGUUUGAUGAGCAGUGAAAUGUACUUGCAGUUUGUGUGUCUGUAAAUGCACCAUGAGCUCUGCACAAGCCAGUGGAUGUGUGUGUGUGGACAACCCAGGUCCUUUCCCCACCCCCACACCCAGCCCCUUCCUCUCCUCCAGGCAGCCUGUUUCUCUGUCACACAGACACAUAUUUACUGGCACCAAAGAGCAAACAAUGGUUUUGUUCCAUAAAAAUGAAAGGUACAAUGUAAAAUCGGCGUUCUGAAGCUGACAUCAGAGCGUUCGGGAUCUGUAAUAAAGUGAAUGCUUUUGCUCUGA